This is a messenger RNA of Impatiens glandulifera, 654 nucleotides long. Its product is annotated as ATP-dependent Clp protease proteolytic subunit-like. Gene Ontology annotation, cellular component: endopeptidase Clp complex. Gene Ontology annotation, biological process: protein quality control for misfolded or incompletely synthesized proteins. The transcript is spliced from 2 exons. The record is from RefSeq and is a predicted model, not a curated record. The coding region runs from base 1 to 654 and encodes 217 amino acids. Lineage: Eukaryota; Viridiplantae; Streptophyta; Magnoliopsida; Ericales; Balsaminaceae. Gene Ontology annotation, molecular function: ATP-dependent peptidase activity; serine-type endopeptidase activity; ATPase binding.
AUGUUGAAUCUUAUAAAAUUCACAGCAGCAGCUGCUUCCCGACAACCAUUUUCAAGAGGUUUUAAGACUCCCCCAUUUAUUUCAUCAUUCCUCUUGGAAAAGAGAAGGAUCAAUGUCACUGGGUUGAUCGACGACGAAAACGCUGAAUCCAUAAUUUUUCAACUCAUGUACUUUGAGUACAGGAAUCCAAAAGCGCCAAUCCAAAUGAUUAUCAAUUCUGGGGGAAGAUUAAUAACUUCAGGACUUGCUGUUUAUGAUCAAAUGAAGGCGCUGAAAUGUCCUGUACACACUUGUUGUGUCGGGAAUGCAGCAUCCAUGGCUGCAGUGUUAUUGGCAAGAGGGGAGAAAGAAUUUCGAUAUGCUUCCGCAAACAACUCCGUGAUGAUCCACUCUGCCAUAGGUGGAUAUCAGGGAAGCUCAAAAGACGUACAAAUUACAUUUAAUCAACUAAUGGCAGAGGAGGACAAAAUUGUUCUCGCUUUGGCAAGAGACACCGGAAGUUCAAUCGAUGUUAUCAGGAAAUGUAUUGAGAGGGAUAACUUCAUGUCCCCUCAACAGGCCAAGCAUUUAGGAUUGAUCGAUAUCAUAGGUACCCUUCCCCCCAUUCCCUCGCCAAAACAUGAACAUCCCAAGGCCGACAAUGAUAUGAAUUAG